Messenger RNA from Zygotorulaspora mrakii, 1497 nucleotides. RefSeq names its product 17-beta-hydroxysteroid dehydrogenase-like protein (gene MRX18). Bases 1 to 1497 code for a protein of 498 amino acids. Gene Ontology annotation, cellular component: extracellular region; cell surface. NCBI's taxonomy places the organism in Eukaryota, Fungi, Ascomycota, Saccharomycetes, Saccharomycetales, Saccharomycetaceae. Gene Ontology annotation, biological process: glucan catabolic process. The record is from RefSeq and is a predicted model, not a curated record. The transcript has a single exon. Gene Ontology annotation, molecular function: glucan endo-1,6-beta-glucosidase activity.
AUGUUUCACAAAAUCAAACAAAAAUUCGAGAGCGCUAAAGAGCAUCACGGUGGAAACUCCCAGACCAAUUUUGGAAUCUCAAUUCCAACAGCCGGUGAUAUAUCAAAGAGGGAGAUAUACAGAAAUCGCUACAACCAUGGAGUGAAUCUGGGGUCUUGCUUUGUUAACGAGUCAUGGAUUUACGAUACUAUAUUUGAGAAAGGCGGGGAUAAUGAAUAUGAUGCAGUUAGCAGACAGGUUAAAGAAACGUCAGUUGAUGAAGCUGCUGAAAACCUCAGCAGGCAUUACAAAGAGUACAUUAGUAAAAUUGAUUGGAAGUGGCUGAAGGAAGAAGCGGGAAUCACUGCUUUGAGAGUGCCCGUCGGGUACUGGCAUGUGGGAAAUGGUAAGUUUGUUAAAUCAUUGGCAUUCGAAUCGUUGCAAAAUGUGUACGCCAAGGCUAAACCGUGGGACGCGUUCAAGGAUCUGAUAAAAAAAGCAGAAGAAAAUGACAUUGGUAUUCUAGUUGACAUUCAUGGACUGCCUGGAGGAGCCAAUACGGAUUCUCAUAGCGGUGAAAGCGUCAAAACGGCUUCCUUUUUUGGUAGUCGCUCAUAUGUUGAUAUAAUGGUAAAUGAGGUAAUACCAUUUAUUGUGACCGACGUAUGCCAAGGUAAUGAAAAUAUCAUAGGGUUGCAAAUCGUUAAUGAAGCGGCCUUCGACAAUGACGCCAAGAAACAAAAGAAAUACUACUCAAGGGCGGUGAAGAGUGUUAAGAGCAUUGAUGAGAGCUUGCCAGUUGUAAUUUCCGAUGGAUGGUGGCCUCAGCAGUGGUCCGACUGGCUAGAAAAAGAAAAAUUAGAUACAUCUGUUGUUAUUGACUCGCAUGUUUACAGAUGCUUUUCAGACGAUGACAAGUCCAAGAAUGCGGACAGUAUAUGUAAAGAUAUUCCCAACAGUAUAAACUUUCCGAGAGACAAGGCGGACUAUGUAGUUGGAGAGUUUUCAUGCGUACUUGAUGGCGAAACGUGGUCUAAAACAAAGGAAACCCGUGAUGAAUGUGUCAAAAAGUUCGGCAAUAGUGAAAUCAAGCAAUUUUCUCAGGUCGCAAGUUGGGGGUGGUUCUUCUGGACCUUACAGUUCAAAUAUGGUGACGGUGGUGAAUGGGGGCUAAAGCCAAUGACCGAAAAAGGUGCGAUUCCAAAGAGACCGAAAGACGCAUCAAUUCCACCUGACGAAAAUAAGAUAAAAGAUAUUAUUAAAGAGCAUAACGAUUAUUGGAAAGAUAAAGGUGGAGAUAAGAUGGAACACUGGAGAUUUGAAGAUGCCAUUCGUUGCGCUAUUGCUGAUAUUGAGGCGUUCCACAAAUUUGAUGGCUCUCGUCUUGGAAGAUGGCACGCAUGGUCAGAGCAACGCAAAUUGCAACACAUUCAGGAAAAGGGUGAAAGUGACUACAUAUGGGAAUGGAAGCAAGGCUAUCAACGUGCUCUUGAUGAGUUCAAUGGAUACCACUACUGA